This is a messenger RNA of Papaver somniferum (opium poppy), 558 nucleotides long. Its product is annotated as dirigent protein 5-like. The transcript has a single exon. The coding region runs from base 1 to 558 and encodes 185 amino acids. Lineage: Eukaryota; Viridiplantae; Streptophyta; Magnoliopsida; Ranunculales; Papaveraceae. The record is from RefSeq and is a predicted model, not a curated record.
AUGUCGAAGUCAUUCAUCGAUAAUGCAUGCACCGCUAUCUUCUUUGUUCUUCUGAUUCAGUUUGCUUUUGCUCACAGUAACAGGGUAUUCUUAAACGAGAAAUUACCAUGCAAAACUUUUACACUAUACCUUCACGACACCCUGUUUAAUGUUACGAAUGCGGAUAACGCAACAUCGUCUGCAGUAACUAAUGCCACGGGUAUUAGCAACUUUCAGUUUGGAACACUUAUAGUCUUUGAUGAUCCGUUAACCCUGGAUCAACAUAUUUUAUCUAGCCCGGUGGCUAGAGCUCAAGGUUUCUUCUUCUAUGAUAUGAAGACUAGAUACAACGCUUGGUUUGCAUUUUCGGUAAUCUUCAAUUCUUCCGACUAUGUGGGAACUUUGAAUCUUAUGGGUGCGGAUAUGAUGAAUCAAAAGACUAGAGAUAUUUCCGUCGUUGGUGGCACUGGUGAUUUUUUUAUGACGAGAGGGAUAGCAACGUUGAAAACGGAUGCGGCCCAAGGAUUUGCAUAUUUUAGUCUCAAAAUGGACAUCAAACUCUACGAGUGUUACUACUAG